AUGUCCGUGAUAAAUCCUUUCGACCAGUCGGUGAUUGAUACCGUGCCACGCGGCUCGUCCGCUGAUGUUUAUGCUGCAAUAUCCAGUGCGGUGCGCGGCGCAUCCGUAAUGGCCAAGCUACCUGCUCAUCGGCGUUACACGAUAUUGAAACGGGCCGCGGACCUCAUGGCUGAGAAAGCCGACGAUCUGGCGGAGACGAUCACCCGGGAAGAGGGGAAGGUCAUCGCAGAAGGACGGGCCGAGGUACAGCGUGCAAUCCAAACGAUUACGCUGUCGGCUGAAGAAUCAAAGCGACUGCACGGUGAGACCGUACCACUGGAUGCCGCUCCGGGCAUCGUAAGUCAGUUUGGUUUUACGAUUCGUGUACCGGUGGGAGUAGUCGCGGCCAUCGCCCCAUUCAACUUCCCGCUGAAUUUGGUGUGCCACAAGGUGGGACCGGCCCUGGCCGGAGGCAACGCCGUGAUUUUGAAACCGGCCGGAGACACACCCCUUUCGGCGCUGAAACUGACCGAGAUUUUGCUUGAAGCGGGAUUGCCGGAGGAAGCGAUUCAGACGGUUACCGGCUCCGGCGGCGAGAUGGGGGAUGCGAUCACCGGGGAUCCCAGAGUCCGGAAGAUUACCUUUACCGGAAGCAUGGAAGUCGGCGACCGAAUCUGUCGAAACGCCGGUAUCAAGAAGGUAACGAUGGAGCUGGGGUCCAACAGCCCCCUCAUCAUCAUGUCGGACGCCGAUAUAGAAAAGGUCGCAGCAGCAACUGUCGCCAGCGGGUUCUCCAACGCCGGUCAGGUGUGUAUCUCGACGCAGCGGGUGUUUGCGGCCCGGGCGAUUUAUGCUGACUUGCUGGAUGCCCUGGUGCGGCCCACGCAGGAAUUCAACGCUGGCAACCCCUUCGACGAGGACGUAAAGAUGGGUCCCAUGAUCCGUCAGGCCGACGCCGAGCGUGUCGAGAGUUGGAUCGCGGAAGCAGUGGGUCAGGGGGCGAGAGUCAUCGCCGGCGGAGAUCGCGAGGGUACGCUACACACGGCGACGGUGAUUGCCGACGCGCUUCCUGACAUGCUGAUUUCCAGGGAAGAACUGUUUGGUCCGGCCAUUGCCGUCAGCGCAUUCGAAGACAUUGACGAUGCAAUCGCCAAAGCCAACGAUUCCCGCUUUGGGCUUUCCGCCGGAAUAUUCACGCAGAACGUGGAUUGGGCGAUGCGGUUCGCGCAGGAGGUCCAUUCCGGAAAUCUGCACAUCAAUGCAUCCCCACAGUGGCGAGCUGACGUGAUGCCUUAUGGAGGCUUGAAAGACAGCGGGAUGGGCAAGGAAGGCCCGGCAUACGCCAUUGACGAGAUGACAGAAUUGAAGAUGGUCGUAUUCCAUCUUGGCGCCUGA
Messenger RNA from Geodia barretti, 1374 nucleotides. The record is from the annotation of a GenBank genome assembly. NCBI's taxonomy places the organism in Eukaryota, Metazoa, Porifera, Demospongiae, Tetractinellida, Geodiidae.